AUGAAACCUCCAAACCGAGCAUGCCGCACGUGUAAGCAGCGUCGCGUCAAGUGCGACGAAGCACAACCGGUCUGCAAUCGAUGUCAAAAAUCAAACCUCGUAUGUCACAGGGCCGAAGAGCGCAAACUCAUCUUCCUGGACGAGAACGAAUACGCCGUUGGCAAGCGGAAACGACCUCGUGGACCGAACACGAAAACGGCUGCAGUAUGCAUCAUUCGAGACACGACCAAAUCGAGAUCCAAGCUCAGCCCCAAGAACGUCAUAUCAAAGAACCCCAAAGUACCUUCGAGAUACCCGAAAGAUGUCGAGAAUGUUGUCUUACUCCCAACGCCGCCUCCUGAGGCCCAGAGAUCCUCCAUCCCCCUGGCCCUCACCACUCCCUUAACCGAGCAAGCCCUUACCUACUAUUCCCGCUGCUACAUCGAAUCGCCCCCGAAUCUCCCUGAAAUUGCUGAUGGUCACCUAUCCCACGUUUUAGUCUCGUCCUGCUUCUCGCACCCGCAUUCAGUCCUCAGCCUCGCUAUCGCCGCCGUCUCCCAUGCGACCUUCGGGCGGGCGCGUAGGAGUCCUGCCGCCCUCGCUGUUGGCCGCAGCACAUACUCAAAAGCGUUGACGAAAACAAACCAGGCGCUGCGAGAUGUGGACGGCGUGGUGAUGGAUGAAGUGUUGCUUGCGGUCAUGCUACUCAGCUUUUAUGAGAACUCAGUUACGGAGAGGAGCCUGGGGAAGAAGGCUGAGACGAACUCUAACGUUGUGAAGGAGGAGAAAUGCAGCGGGAUUGAGGAUAUAGCAGCACGCAGUUUCGCGCACCACGAUGGCGCAAUGGCCGUGUUGAGUUUACGACGCCAGUCAGCUCCCCGCAGGAUGAAAAGUCUAGAGCUGGACAAGCUGGUGCGACGGCAGCUGCUGAGGUCUUUGUUAUUGAGGAGCAUGCCGGUCCCGCCUUGGCUGCGAGAUGGCGAGAAGUUCGGAGAGUGUGGGAUCGCGCUCGGCCUGGAUAGGGGUAUGGUGGAAACGGCAUCCCUGCGCUAUCAAAUUAGUACCAUCGCUGAGGACUCCUCCGCGGGACUUUUAUUGUUGGGAAGGCACGAAGAGAUGAUGAGACUUAGGCGGCUGCUGGUAGGAGCUCAGGCGCUAGAUGAUUUGUUGGUGCUUUGGACGAACAAUUUACCGCCCCAGGACUGCUACAAUACCUUUGUUGUAGAAAGAGAAGGCACAGAUAAAGUUGGCAACAUGGUCUUCGAUAGCACUGUCCACGUAUACCCUACAGUAGGCCACGCGGGGAUGUGGAACCGGUAUCGUGCCCUUCGACUGACAGUCAACGACAACAAGCUCAAAAUCCUCUCCAUCCUUGCUAGAUUUCCACACGUCGACACGGCCUCUCUAACAGGAGCGACCCACUUGAAGAUCCAGCAACUUGCUGACGAUCUUUGCGCCAGCGUGCCGUACAUGCUCGGUCUACUUGAGAACAGUCGAGAAACUGAUGGCGUCGCCAUUAUUACAUGCAAAGACCUAGGAUCCCUAAAAGGCGCCGUCAAAGGCGCCACGGCCUCAUUCCUUUGCUGGCCACUGACAAUGGCGACUAUGGUCUCAUCAAUACCAGCACAGCACCAGCGAUACCUUCGAGACCGCUUACUCGACGUGAGCGAGAUCGUUGACGAUGGUGUAUUGGAACGAGUUGCGGAUGGCUUCUCCUCUCCAUCGCCAAAUCCUACGGAGACGCAUGUGUUUGUAACAGCGCUUCAAAGUGCUGACUUGGGUAUACACAAACACUUCCCCUGGACUGCUCGGUCUAGCACUGGAUUCGACCUGCUACCUGGCUUGUCGAGUUGGAAGACAUAGAGAUUCGGGAUGCUCUGGUCAAUAACCGAUCCGCAAUGUCCCGAACAUCGCAACAAUAUACAUUGCUGCGCCAUGUCACGAUGCGACGGUGGUGUAGUACGGUGACAAAUGUCUACCGUGGACUCAUGAGAGUCAAAACGCAGCUUACGAUAAUGGCUACCAACCAACCAGGAACCUCACCACUACUCAGUUGUGCAUUAUAGCUCCCGCCGAACCAAUGUACAAGCUACUGAAGCGACCAGCUCGGCAAGUUAAAGAUAUAGAAAACAAGAAUUAGAUAUCAUGUAACAACAAUACACUCUCCUCUAGACAC
Mytilinidion resinicola is the source of this 2155-nucleotide messenger RNA. RefSeq lists its product as uncharacterized. Gene Ontology annotation, molecular function: zinc ion binding; DNA-binding transcription factor activity, RNA polymerase II-specific. The coding region runs from base 1 to 1842 and encodes 613 amino acids. The transcript has 2 exons. Gene Ontology annotation, biological process: regulation of DNA-templated transcription. Lineage: Eukaryota; Fungi; Ascomycota; Dothideomycetes; Mytilinidiales; Mytilinidiaceae. The record is from RefSeq and is a predicted model, not a curated record.